Molecule: messenger RNA, 687 nt
Organism: Diaporthe amygdali
Lineage: Eukaryota; Fungi; Ascomycota; Sordariomycetes; Diaporthales; Diaporthaceae
Exons: 4
Coding region: 1-687 (228 amino acids)
Source: RefSeq, a predicted model, not a curated record
AUGCAAACGGCAGGCAUACGGAGUCUGCUAGAGCCAGAAUAUGAGUUUGAAUUUGUGGAGGGCCGGUGGCCUCACUUAGAGGGGAACUGGUCUCUGCAUACAGUCGACUUUUCAAAGUCAAAUCUGUAUGGGUUCUACAAUAUGUUGGACAUCGAGGAUAUUCUGGCCACCGAGAACGAGCUGCGUCAGGUCAUAGAGGAACAUGGUCCAUUCGAUGAGAACCCAUACGCCACACCCCAGGAGUUACCGAUCAAAUUCCUGGUGCUCAUCAACAGCGCCGUGCCGCCUUACAUCAUGCCGUUGGAUGGGGAAGAGGUCACGGACAUACCGAUUGAAGAGGCGCCAAAGCUGCAGAUGCUAUUUGAUGUCUUCAAAGCGAACCCGGCUGACCACCUGGAUAAAGCGCGGCCAGCGAAGCUUUCCAAUGGCCGACAGGUUCUUGCAAAUAGCACGCACUACAUGACUUUUUUUGACGAGACCUGGGAUGGUCAUAUUCUUUCCAUGCCUUCGCUGCACAUUACCGGCCUGGGCGAUGCCCCAGAAUACGGCCAGCAACUGUUUGACAUUGCCGAACCAAGUCAAGCGGAGCAUAUUGGGCAUGUCUUCGGGCACGACUUUCCACGAGGGCUUGAUAUGAACAAGACCAUUGCCAGGUCGAUCAGGGCAAUGGUGGAGAAAGCUCUGUAG